UGUCGUCGGCUUGCGCUGCGGGCCCGGCUUUUUUUUAUUAUGAACCCAACCGCCACGAAGGGAAGUCGCUCUUGUUAACUAACGGGGGUCUCCUCGCGAGAAGUCUCGCCGGUCUGCCUCGGCUCCGUCGCGCCGCCGGCCGCCUCUUUCCUGCUCCUCCUCGCCGAUCCUUUCCUUUCCUUUCUUGGCGACCGGCGCGGCGUAGGAGGAGGAGCGGGAUGGUGGGCGACGAGGGCGGCGGCCGGAGCGUGUCGUUCGCCGGCUGCGGGUUCCUGGGGGUCUACCACAUCGGCGCGGCCACUUGCCUCCAGGAGCGGGCGCCGCACCUCAUCCGCAACGCCCGUCAGAUUUACGGGGCUUCGGCGGGGGCUCUGACCGGCGCGGUCCUCGUCGGAGGCGGCUCUCUGGCUGAAGCUUGUGCUGAUGUUCUGGAUCUAGCCAAAGAGGCACGAAAGCGAAAUCUUGGCCCUCUUCAUCCUUCUUUCAAUGUGAUGAAAAUAAUGAGAGAUGGACUCUGCAAAAAUCUUCCAGAAAACACUCAUCAGUUGAUAUCAGGGAAACUUCUCAUUUCACUUACCAGAGUAUCCGAUGGCAAAAAUGUGUUGGUAUCCAAUUUUAAGUCAAAAGAAGAAGUUGUGCAGGCUUUGCUUUGCAGUUCAUUUGUGCCAAUAUAUUGUGGUCUCAUUCCACCUUCAUUUAGAGGGGUGCGCUACGUGGAUGGUGGAAUAAGUGACAAUUUACCUCAGUAUGACUCAAAGAAUACCAUCACAAUUUCACCUUUUUCUGGGGAGUGUGACAUUUGUCCCAAGGGUAACUCUGCAAACUUCCAUGAAAUGAACGUAACCAACACCAGCAUUCAGUUUAGCUUAGGGAAUAUGUACCGGUUAACUCAAGCACUUUUUCCUCCAGAACCCAAGGUGCUAGGAGAGCUCUGUGAACAAGGGUAUUCGGAUGCUCUUAGGUACUUGAAAGAAAAUGGCAUAGUGCAGGAUUCUGUCUCCAUUGACUUGGCCUUAACAAGGGAGGGCCAGGAGGAACACACACAAAUCCCAAAAUGUAUUGAUAGAAAAGCUGUUGCAGCAAGUCAGUGCAAAAAAGGCAUGCAAAACAAAGAAAUGCUUAUUGACCAGCUGAAGUUAGCUGCUUGGCCAUUGGAUGGAACCAUCUUUGAGAACCUACCUCCUAGACUUCGUAAAGCAUUGCAGGAGGCUUGUAAAGAGAGAUGUGGAUUCUACACUCAGCUUUCCAAAUUUCUACCAAUGCGACUGAUGUCUUAUAUGAUGCUGCCGUAUACUCUACCAGUUGAAUCAGCCUAUUUUGUGGCCUUAAGAUUAGUAGAUUGGUUUCCUGAUAUUCCUGAUGAUGUGCGAUGGAUGCAGGAACAGUUUCGUCAAAUUAUGGGUGCAGUGUAUUCCAAAGCAAGACAAAGGUUACUGAGUUUUUCCAGUAAAGAAAGUGGUAUCUUGCUCAGAAAAUGCCACACAGCACCAUUAGACACAAGUAUUCACUCUUCCUGCUGCCCGCCUAAAAUGGCUCAUUCUUCUACACACCUUGAAGAAUGGCUUUGGGAUCUUCCAUACUGUGAAGACUUAGUGGAGAAAGACAUUAGUGAAGGCUUUGUGUCUGCUCCCUCCUUUUUCAUGAAUUCUGGACAACCUGGAGUGGAAGCAAAUGUUGACUCCUCCUCCGAGAACAGCUUCCAAACUGCCUCUGAAGACUAACUUGAGAAUCACAACAUCAUUCAAAGCAAUCUCAGUCCUGAAAGUCACGUGUUCAUCUAGCAUGUUGCCAAAUAGUCUUCAGGAAGACUCUGUUUACAAUAGAUGAUGAAUUGCCUUGGGUGAAUCUCUUGUGGAAAGAUAAAUAUGUUAUUCUGGUCUAGAUUCCUGAUAAUGGGUUAAGGGUUAAAAAGACCCUGGUGCAAUAGACUACUGUUCAUCCAAACAAGAUGUUUCAGCAGGAUUCCAAUCCUCCUCUGUUUUAUAUUUGGACAAGCAUUUAUAGUGAAAAUGUAGCUUUUUAAAGUAUUUAACUUUUAAAACAUUGUUUCUUUUUUGUUUAUCUUUAUAAAUGGUGUUUAGCACUUGAGUAAAAUCAAGCAAAUUGUACUUAAAAUAGAUACGGCAUAUAGGACAUUUUUGGAAGCCUCUAAUAUUUUUACUUGCCUUAUGUUGAAAUGUGUUAUACUGGUAGGAAGUAUAGCUAUCUCGGUUACUACUGUCUUCAUUCUUUUUCAGGAUAAUCUAGGAAUAGUGUUUGCAUUGAACCAGCACUUAUUUUUCCAGAAUACUUUUUUAAAAAGAUGCAGUCCUGAUGUCAGGGUGAUACACAUGUGCUGGUUUACACCAGUUCCUUAAGGGCUAAAUUAAAUUCCUAAUAAACUAUACUUUAAAAUAUUUUACUGAAGGAAGUUAGUUGCAAGCCUCCCCCCCAGUAUACAGUAUCACAUUGGUCUAAGGAAGAACUUUUCUGGAGAUGUUAUUGAGGCAUAAGUAAAUAGACAAGAGUAUGAGCUGAAAUUUGUGGAAUUCAUCAGGUUGGGUUUGAUCUUAACUAUUCCCAAAUUAAUAUAGAAGAAUUCAACAAGAAAAAUCUGAAAAGUUACAUGUAUGUGAUAAUCUCUGAAAUAAUCAUAAUAAAUCUAGUCCAUGUUUUGCUAAAUUCAAAUGCCCAGUCUUUACUGAAUGAGAAAUAUUGUAUAAUAUCAAAUCAUUUUAAUUGUUACCAGUGGGUAGGGUUCAUGUUAAAAAAAAUUAAACAAAUGUUAAACGGUAUUGUGAUUUAUAAUGAAAACAUGAAGAAGUGCUAUGUUCUGGUAUGGAUGGAAGAGAUUACCUUAAAUUGAUAGUAAAAAUGUUGCCCAAAGUGUUAAAUUUAAAAUCCUGUUGCAACUGACUUUUUAUAAUCGUAUAAUUAAUAUAGUCUUUGGUGCUGUUUAAUCCAAGCUACUGUUUUGAUGCAUUUUUGUGAAGUCUUGUAUUCAUUCUUUAUAUUUUAAAUUGUAUUUCAAAAAUGAACUGAUAGCAAUUAUUACAAAAACCACAGAUUUCUUAAAAGAAGCAAAAUAAAAACAAUUCUUUGGGUGUU
Molecule: messenger RNA, 3087 nt
Organism: Pogona vitticeps (central bearded dragon)
Lineage: Eukaryota; Metazoa; Chordata; Lepidosauria; Squamata; Agamidae
Product: 1-acylglycerol-3-phosphate O-acyltransferase Pnpla3
Biological process (GO): triglyceride catabolic process; lipid homeostasis; positive regulation of triglyceride catabolic process
Cellular component (GO): membrane; lipid droplet; cytoplasm
Molecular function (GO): triacylglycerol lipase activity
Source: RefSeq, a predicted model, not a curated record